AUGAAGCCAGGCUCAUCCAUCCGCCAACGUCACGUAAUGAGCAAAAAAAGGGAGAAGUGCAAGAAACCCCAAUCCAUCCAGGGUGAAGAUGACUACCAAGAAUGGGAACUCGAUGAAGCUCAAGACGAACUCGUCGAGGGCUCUGAACCCCAGCACAAAUUCAAGGGUGGAGCGACCAAUCCGGACAAACUCAUUGCUGCUUUUCUUGCUUGGCAUCCUUUCAGUAUAGUUCUCACCCAAGGCACAUCAUCCCCAUCAUAUAAUGGUGUCACCAGCGCAUCUCAGGGAUCAGGAGUAUACAAAGUCGAAUUCCCCGUCGUUAUUCCCCAGCGCAGGCCCCAGAGCAAAAAGCGCGGCUUCAUUCGCUCCUAUGCACCUGAUCUCGCGAAUAUGGGGAUCGAUCAAGCUACCUGGUUGGAUUUCAUCGAGACAUUCAACGAAGCAAGCCUGGCAAAUCCAUGGAUAAACGCGCUCAAUCUAGCGUCCAUCGCGACCUGUGCGUUGCCGAGUGCGAUUGGGUUUGCGGUUUCGUUGGCUAUCAUGGUUGCGACUAAUAUUGCGAUGGAGACGCAGGCUCGAUAUCGCACUCGACAAACUCAACAACGAAUUCUUCCGCCCUCGGGGCUGUACUGUCUCGUAAUGAGAUGGGACUCCAGCGCAACAAACCGCCGCACCACAAACGUCGAUCUGAACGCUGUCAUACAAAAAGCCGAAAACACCCAGGGGAAAAUGUCACACAAAUUUAAAUCCUCAAGUGGUACAACAAGUGAAUUUGAGUUUAUGCAGACUGCUGAACUCGUGUUUCCGGGAUUGGAUUAUCUCGCUGCUGUACCCAAGGAGGAGUCGCGGGGACUGAAGUAUAAGAUAAAGCGCGGGAAGUUGUUUGUUAAUGAUUAUAUGGACCGGAAGGCGCAAGCUAAAUUUGCCGGCGAGAAUCUAGAUAAUUUCCUCUCCAAGGGUAUCAAUCCAACAUUCGCGUCCAAAUACUCUGACCCCAACCAUCCGAUUCACAGCGGUUCGAUAUACUCGCUCGCCAGUUUGGGGAGGUAUAAUCCACCUAAUUUUAGGGAACCGCGGGUACGACGAGAUUUCGGUCGUCCUGCGACAGGUAAUUCUGUCUCAGGAAGCUUGGCAUCGAGUGCAUUGGAUGCAAGAUUGGGACAUCAUCAAGAUAUUCUUGGCGCACACGGAGGUAGAGCAGAUCUCUUAAGAAGUUCAAGAAGUCCACUUGGCGGUCUGUUUGGGUUGGGCAGCAUGGCAACACAGGCUGUCAGUGAGCGUGGACAGGAAUCGUCAGGUCUACCGAGUCCGGAAUAUGGCUAUCAGCAACAACAUUCUUCUGAUCACAACAUUGGAUAUGACGGAGGACGUCAGAGACCUAUCUCGCGAGCAAGGUCGAAUGAUGGACCGCUUGGUAUUGGACGAUUACUUCAACGGAAAGUACUCUAUCUCAUGGUCGUCAAUAUGCCGACUGAAGAAGAGUUUGCUCAGGCGCGAGAAUUGUCUAGAGAAUGGGACAUACAGGUGUAA
Talaromyces marneffei is the source of this 1530-nucleotide messenger RNA. RefSeq lists its product as uncharacterized. Bases 1 to 1530 code for a protein of 509 amino acids. NCBI's taxonomy places the organism in Eukaryota, Fungi, Ascomycota, Eurotiomycetes, Eurotiales, Trichocomaceae. The transcript has 4 exons. The record is from RefSeq and is a predicted model, not a curated record.